AAAAGCGAGAAACUUUAGAGAAAACAAUGGACCUGAGAGUUUGUUCGAAAAAAAAAACGAAAAGGGAUGUGACCAAAUCCGUGGAGUCCAGUGACUUUGAGACCUCUACCGUUAACUCCCAGGUCGGCAAUGGAUGCAACGAAGUCUUGAACCGGAAGCGCAAACUGAAACAAAAGCCGGCGGAGGUUGCUUCCGAUGUGGAAGUUGACUCGGACGGUUCGAGAGAGGCGAGGAUUGGGUAUCUGUCCUCCCUCAAAGCUUCGGCAUCAACAGAUUCUUCGCAUCUUAAGGUCUUCCUCGCUAAAGUAUAUGAACUUUUUUGGUCUCAACCGCCGGCCCUGAUGUGUAAGUUAACUGAAUAUUUUGCGAUUGCUCUUUCCCAAGUGUCUUUUCGAUGGGUGGAGAUGUUCAAGGGGGCUCCUUUUUCCAUGCUGAUCGAUGUUCCUUUAUGUUAUAUUCCUGAACCUCUCUACGAAACAUCAGUCCAUUGGAUCAAACAACGUGAUUUUGAUAAACUCUCAGCCUAUGUACUGUGGGCCUCUACACGUAUUCUCAAAGAUUUGCCACAACAACAUACGUCUUCCACAUCCCAGUUGGAAUUCUUUGUUGUUUUAGCAAUGGUUCUGCGUACUAGACCUGAUACUUUGAUUAGAGUAUCAUAUCAGUUGCGAACUAGACCUAUUUGGCAAGGACAGGACGCUCUUCUGGUCUUAGUUUGGACGAUGGCUCAGGCCUCCCAAGUUGAUUUAUCUGUUGGCUUGUAUUCAUGGGCCAAUAACUUGUUACCUCUAGUUGGUAAUAUCAAGUGCUGCAGCCCUCAGUCAGUGGAUCUCAUCCUGCAAUCUGUUGAGAACAUAUUGUCUAAUCCAGAGGCUGAGACCAUACUUGUAAAUGGAGUUGUUAGGGAUGGAGAUUGGCUUAUACCACCUACUUCAUUUGAGAUCUUGGUGCGGCUUACAUUCCCUCUAUCAUCAGAAAGAGUAAAGACCACUGAGAGGUUUGAGGCCAUUUAUCCGUUGUUGAAGAAAGUAGCUCUCGCACCAGGUUGCAACGCAAUGGAAGAGAUCUUCGAAUUGUCUUUGAAAUUAUUAGUUGUAGAAGGAAAUCCUGUUUUAGCCAAGGAAGCUACAGAAAUCGCUAUCUGGCUUUUGACCGAAAACGCUGAUUGCUUUGAGCAAUGGGAGAUUCUCUAUAAGGAGAAUCUAGAAGCUAGUGUUGCUCUUCUUAAAAAGCUUGUAGAGGAAUGGAAGGAUCAUUCUCUCAAACUAAUAUCAACACCGAGUGAUACUCUCACCCUCAAUCGAGCCAUGACGAGCUUCAGGCUAGAGAGCAAAAAUGCCAUCAGCGAAGGAGCGGCCAAUCCUUCUCUUUACAAGGAAGCUGACAAGUCUUGCAAUGUGAUCCUGAGGAGACUUGAACGUACAACAGUCACUACUGCUAUGCUUCUAGCCGCUGCAGGAGCUACUACUGCUGCUACUGCACUUAUUCUAUCUUUCCGGUAGCGUGACGAGGGUUUGGUUUUUAGAAUCACGAAGUUAGGAUUUGAGAGUGUAUAAAGGUCGGAAGUUUGUAGGUGGCGGACCCACCUUAGGAGAAGGGGUGUCACUUGACCCACCCUAAAUUAUAUAAUUGAAAAUUUUAAGCUUUAAGUCAGUAAAAUUAUUUGGCUAA
Arabidopsis lyrata subsp. lyrata is the source of this 1671-nucleotide messenger RNA. RefSeq lists its product as uncharacterized. NCBI's taxonomy places the organism in Eukaryota, Viridiplantae, Streptophyta, Magnoliopsida, Brassicales, Brassicaceae. The coding region runs from base 27 to 1502 and encodes 491 amino acids. The transcript has 9 exons. The record is from RefSeq and is a predicted model, not a curated record. Gene Ontology annotation, cellular component: Golgi apparatus; endoplasmic reticulum.